UAGCGCUUUCUUGGAUACUGUUGCCAUGGGCUGAGUUGGAAAAAAAAACAUAGCAGAUCAUUUGUCCCCAUUUCUUCUAAGAAAAAAAAAUAAAGUAAAAAUAAUUAGUGGUGCUGUUAAAAUGACGACGGUUCUGCCUCCGCAGAAGGAGGCUCCGGCUGAAACUUACACUUUUGCCAGCCGCCCCAGAGCCAUACACAGCCGGAGCAAGUACCGUGAAUCCGCGGCGGAGCAAAACGAUGGGCCGGCCAGUUACGGGAACAUCAUGUACGACAGGCGGGUGAUCAGAGGGAAUACGUACGCGCUGCACACUCUGCCUGCGACCGCCCCGCUGGACCCUGCAGAGACUCAGAGGCAGCUGGAGGCCCGCAGGAGAGCCGUCGCCCGCAAACGAGCUAAAGAUCAGCAGCGGGCCGCGGCGCCGGAGCCGGUGGAGGGCAGGAAGCACGCGGACAUCCAGACCGACCUAUACCUCGAGGAACUGAGUGACCGGAUCGAGGAAUCCAAUGCGGGAUGCCAGACCGAUGCCUUUCUGGAUAGACCAGCGACUCCACUCUUUAUUCCAGCGAAGACUGGCAAAGACGUGGCCACACAGAUCGAGGACGGAGAGCUGUUCGACUUUGACCUGGAGGUGCACCCCUUGCUGGAGGUGCUGGUGGGGAAGACUAUGGAGCAGGCCCUGCUGGAGGUGAUGGAGGAGGAAGAGCUGGCCAGCCUGCGGGCGCAGCAGCGUGCCUUUGAGGCCCUGCGGGAUGCCGAGUUGGUGGAGGCGCAGAGGCUGGAGGAGAGGGAGCGACGGCGGCGCGAGGAGAAGGAGCGAAGGAUCCGGGAGCAAAGGGAGGUCUUGCAGAAGGAGAAUGAGCUGGCGGAGAAGGUGGCCGCUCGCGCCUUUGCUCAGCAACAUCUAGCAGAGCUGCUGCCGUCCGUCUACACCGUGCUGCAACAGCAGGGCUUCUUCUACGACCCCACGCAGAGAGACGUGGAAACUGGGUUCCUGCCAUGGCUGAUGGAAGAAGUGAGUAGCGCAUUGGAAAGACGAUGUGCGGCCAGGACUGUUUUGGACAUGCUCAUCAAAGAUGUGACAACUCAGAGAGUAGAGGCCUUCCACCAGGGGGCAGAUUUGUCACCUGAUUCAAAGUGAGCGAUUACGAAAGACAGAUUCUGUAGACGGUGAUUUUAUAGCAGGCUUUAUGGAAGUGUCUUCAAAAAAUAAAGGAAAUCACACCUAUUUUAA
Molecule: messenger RNA, 1234 nt
Organism: Brienomyrus brachyistius
Lineage: Eukaryota; Metazoa; Chordata; Actinopteri; Osteoglossiformes; Mormyridae
Gene: rsph3
Product: radial spoke head 3
Exons: 9
Coding region: 122-1141 (339 amino acids)
Cellular component (GO): cilium
Source: RefSeq, a predicted model, not a curated record